AUGGAACCUGACGAAAGGCACCACCACCACCACCACCACCAAGAGCAUCAUCUCACUUCUCCUUACUACCAUCCUUUCCACCACCACACCCCCACCACCGUCUCCGCCGCACCCUCCUACAAUGGUAAUAUGCCACCACCACCACCACCUAACGAUGGAUCUUCUUCUUCCUACCAUCACUCCGCGCCGUCUUCAGCUGUUACGGCUCCGAUUGAGCCACUUCUUCCGCUAGCAGUUCCUCCGCCAGAGAAAGGAGAGAGCAAGCCGCCGCCGGAGGCGUUUCGCCUCCGUCUAAACCCGGUUCAAAAAAUCAAUUUCGGGCUCUUUCGGAAAAGUGGGCAAAGUUUUACACCGCACAUUGUUAAUAUAACUCCUGGUGAGGAUGUGGCUCAGAAAAUUAUCCUUUUCGCUGAGCAAAGCAAGCAUGAGUUAUGCAUUCUUUCUGCAUCUGGCGCCAUCUCUGAUCCAUCCUUGUCUCACCUCGCAACCGGAACCAGUGUAUCUUAUCAGGGUCAGUACGAAAUCCUCUCACUGAGGGGAUCUUAUAUUCGGGGAGAGCAUGGUGGUAAAACUGGUGGCCUUAGCGUUUGUUUAUCUAGUUCAGAUGGUCAGAUCGUUGGUGGUGGAGUUGGAGGACUCCUAAAGGCUGCUGGUCCAGUUCAGGUGAUUCUUGGUACGUUUCAGCUAGAGAGGAAGAAGGAUGGGAGAAACGGUGUGAAAGCAAAGCAAGAGGUGGGAAUAUCUAUGAUCACUUAUAUGGCCAGAUAUAAUUACUAUGGCCUGAUGCAGGUGCCCCAAAGUCGAUUGACCUGGCCUGCUCUUCUAGAGCACCCCUUCAUUAAAGAAUCUCUAGAGGAAGUUGAAGCCAGGGAAAUGCAUACUGCGGUAGUUGACCAUAAGGCAGCGUGGAGACUCAAAGGAAAUGGAGGCCAACAGAGAAAUGAAAAGUGUGACUCGGCGACCCCGUUUAAGGAAGCCUCUGCUCUAGGAAUUGUAGCUGACGUUCAGUCAGAUAUGAAGAGUGCUGUCAAAGUAAAUUCUCCCUCUCCUGAGGAUUUUCUCGGAUUCCCAACCCAGGAGGCUAUUAAAAGUUCAGGUGACGCAACAUUGGACAAAUUGGAAAAUACAUCUGGAACUGUUAAAGGUGCAAAAGUUAUAGGUGAAGAUGCUAAAGCAAUGGAUCUAGUUCUACUGUCACUGGAAAGAUGUACAAAAUCACUGUCGAAAAGGGACAAAAGAUCUUGCUUGCUCUAUUCAGUCUCUCAGAAUAAUUUUCAAUUUGGUUGGAGCUCGCGCAAUAGAUUCCGUUGAACUGAUUGACAAAAUAAUAUCUGCACUGCUAGACUAUACUGACGCUCUUGUUGGGAUGAAAUCAUCCGAGUCAACAACAUAAUACCAAAGAGUCUUUCAGUCACUAAAAACUUGGUAGGGCAUAUUGAAUGAAGUAGGAUACAUAGUUCCUACAUCAGGCACUGGACGAAACUAGUGGAAAUCUUUGUACAGGUGACCUUAUGUUGGUGCACCAUAGGUUAUUUUGAGAUCAGUUCACCUGUACUUAUUUAUUACUUUUAUGCUUACUAGAUCUUUUUGCGGAUUAUUUAUUGUAAAGAUAUUUUUUUUAUUUGAUUCUCAUUUAUUUAAAUAAUUAGGUGA
Brassica oleracea var. oleracea is the source of this 1653-nucleotide messenger RNA. RefSeq names its product AT-hook motif nuclear-localized protein 14-like. Gene Ontology annotation, molecular function: minor groove of adenine-thymine-rich DNA binding. The coding region runs from base 1 to 1311 and encodes 436 amino acids. The transcript has 12 exons. Lineage: Eukaryota; Viridiplantae; Streptophyta; Magnoliopsida; Brassicales; Brassicaceae. The record is from RefSeq and is a predicted model, not a curated record.